AUGGUGAGUCCCGGCCGCCGCUGGCACCGCUUUCGCUUUCGCUUUUGCUCGGAGCCACGGGAGCCGCCGGGCUCGGGAUCCCCCGGUGCCGGUGCCUGUCCCGGUGCCGGUGCCGGGCCGCCCCCCGGGCUCUCCCUGCCCAAGGGAGGGACGCGGUCCCCGGGGCGGUGGGAGGUGGCCCGCGCGGGACUUCCCGUGUCCCUGAGUGUCCCCGCGUGUCCCUGCGUGUCCCGGCCCUGCGUGUUCCCCGCCGUGCCCCGCGGUCCCGGUGUCCCCGCGGGGCUGGAGCGGUGCCAGCGCGAGGCCGAGGAGGUGGCGGAGCUGAUGCGACAGAACGUGGCGAAGGCGCUGGAGCGGGAGGGACACCUGGAGCAGCUGCAGAGCCGGGCCCAGGACCUGCGACAGGCGAGCGAGGCCUUCACCCGCACCACGCGCUCGGUGACGCGGCGCCAGCGCAGGCGAUACCAGCGGUGGCACCUGGUGGCCCUCGGCCUCGGCCUCCUCCUCCUCUUCAUCCUGGGGCUGGCACUGGCGCUGGCCCUGGCACGGUCGUCCCCCGGGACUGUCACCAGCACUGUCCCCACCCCGCAGGGGGGGACCAAGCACCCGCCCAGCACUGCGGGGACCCCGUGAGGACAGAGCCCCCGGGACCACGAGGAACAGAGAAAUGGCAAAUGAACACCAGGGCUUUUGGGGACACCUGCAAUGACAAUGGCCAGUAUUGUCACCCUGCAACCACACUGACAAACCAGUGGGACAUCCUCCAGGAAAUCCCACAGCCAAUAAACUGCGAAAUCUGCUCUGAAGAGACCCUACAGCAAAAACCCAGCCAGCCCCACUCGAGGGAAACACCACAGCAAGCAGCAGGAGCUCUCUGGGGAGACCAGCAAUCCCAAACCAGCAGGGUGGACUUUGGGGGACCCCACAGCAAACAGGGUCUGGUUUGGGAUGACCCUGCAAGAGCUAAGAAUCCAGAAUCUGACAUGGAGACACCCCACAGUAACAAACCAGCAGGAUGGACUUUGGGGAGACCCUGCAACAAAUAAACUCCAGGAUCUGUUUGGGGAUGACCCUACAACAAACACCAGGAUCUGUUUUGGAGAGACCCUGCAAUAAAUAAACUCCAGGAUCUGCUUUGGGGAUGACCCUGCAAUAAAUAAACACCAGGAUCUGUUUUAGGAUGACUCUGCAAUAAAUAAACUCCAGGAUCUGUUUGGGGAUGACCCUGCAAUAAAUAAACUCCAGGAUCAGUUUUGGGAUGACCCUGCAAUAAAUAAACUCCAGGAUCUGUUUUGGAGAGACCCUGCAAUAAAUAAACUCCAGGAUCUGUUUGGGGAUGACCCUGCAAUAAACACCAGGAUCAGUUUUGGGAUGACACUACAAUAAAUAAACUCCAGGAUCAGUUUUGGGAUGACACUACAAUAAAUAAACUCCAGGAUCUGUUUUGGGAUGACCCUGCAAUAAAUAAACACCAGGAUCUGUUUUGGAGAGACCCUACAAUAAAUAAACUCCAGGAUCUGUUUGGGGAUGACCCUGCAAUAAACACCAGGAUCAGUUUUGGGCUGACCCUGCAAUAAAUAAACACCAGGAUCAGUUUUGGGAUGACCCUGCAAUAAAUAAACUCCAGGAUCA
Molecule: messenger RNA, 1632 nt
Organism: Haemorhous mexicanus (house finch)
Lineage: Eukaryota; Metazoa; Chordata; Aves; Passeriformes; Fringillidae
Product: protein bassoon-like
Exons: 3
Coding region: 1-633 (210 amino acids)
Biological process (GO): Golgi to plasma membrane protein transport
Cellular component (GO): plasma membrane
Source: RefSeq, a predicted model, not a curated record